CUUUUGGAAACCUUUCAAAAUAAUUAAGUAUUGUCUCUUCUUUUAAGUUAGUAAUACUGCAUUUUACAAUGGAGCCUUUGGCUUCUAGUAUUGAUGAGGAUAAUAUUGAUCCACAAGAGUUAAUAUUAGAAACAUGUGAUGAAAACACACUUCUAGAUGGAGUUGAAUCCAUAAAAACAGAAAGUGUUCCGCCUUUUAGUUUUGAAGAAAAUUUAAACAUAGGCCUACAACAGAAAUCAGAAGUGGACUUAAAUACUAUUUUAGGAUUUGAGAGUGAGGAGUAUAGUGAAAGCAAACAUGGUUCAGAAGUUGUUUGUCCACUAGGUGAAUCUUAUAUCCCUUUAGCACCUGAAUUGAUUGAAGAAAAGAAAAAGCUAUUAGGAGUUAUCAGAUUGUAUUGGCCAGUCUCUCCUGAUAUAAGUUUGAAAAACUUUCCUGAGAAUUACACACUUAACAGCAGCAAGGAGAAAGUUUUGUUGCUGUACGCAGAAAAUUUUAGGAAACAGUACCAUGCAAACUUCCCAACCAAAAAACCACUUCUACUAGCAGCUGAAAAUGAAUGUGGUGUUCAGAAAAUGGUUUCAACUACCAUCCGUCCUACAAAGCUCUGUUACCCCGAGAUGCACACUUGGCAAGGGUGUGCGAGUUUUGUUUCUGAUCAUAUAGUUUACGAACCUCUCCAAUGUCCACAUCUUAUGCCAGAUCAAGUGGUCUCAGGGAGGAUGGUGCUGGAGAGACAGAGUGGCCACUGUUUUGAGAUGAGUAUGUUGCUGGCCAGUUACCUCAUAGCAGCUGGGUAUGAUGCCUAUGUUGCAUCUGGGUAUGCUACCAAGGACUACUGCCAGAAUGAUCUCACUCGCACCACCUGCCAUGACAUACCAGACAUAUCUGAGAAAGCAAAGCCACCAGAAGCACCGGUGGAAUGCAAGUAUGCAGUCAGGGAGCCAAGGGAUCUACGAAGCAAGUUCAUCUUGAUGAUGGAACAAAGAGAGAGGGAUAAAGAGGAACAGGAGAGACUUCGACUGGAGGAAGAGGAAAGGAGGAGAAUUCAGGAGCUGGAGAAGCCCCCUCAUGACCCACUCUACUGGUGGGGUAUCCAUGGCUGGGUGGUGGUGUUGCCAGGCAAGAGAGAGGUCCAGGACGUAUUGUUUAUACACCCAGGGUCCGGGGUGUCCUCUGGACCUCAGGACAACCACUAUCUGGGCAUAGAGAGUCUCUGGAACCACCGCAACUACUGGGUCAACAUCCAGAACUGUAACUCCUGUCAGGAGUUGAAGUUUGACCUGGAGGACGUCAGCUGUUGGGAGCAUCUGUUGGCUGGAGAGCCUUGGGAAUGUCAGGAGGUGGCCAAGGAGAUUGACUUGGACGAACGGGAGACUAUUCUGUUGGAGAAACAUCUGGAUAUACCUCCAUCAUGGGUACAGCGGCUAGAUAUCCCGCACAGUCGUUAUGAGCAACGUUAUCCGUUAGGGCACAAGUGCACUAACUACAAAAAGGCCCGAGUGGAGAAGUUUGCUCCAUACUUGCAUGAAGACGGUUUGGUGUGUCGAGUGACAACUUAUGAGGACUAUGAGUAUAAAGUGCCAAAGGUGGAGUAUGAAAUGUUCAAAAACAGGGAGGAUUGUUUGUAUCGCACUAUACGCUACAUGAACCCUGAGAAAAUCAUAGAUGACUAUGAGAAAGGGAGGGAAGAUGCUUUGAAAAGACAAACAAGGUAUCCAGAAGAUGGAAAACGAGAAAUGGAGUUUUAUCACCAAGUGCGCUACGAUAGCUUGCGUCGGUUGGAGCUGACACCGUUUUAUAUGGAGGAGCAUUUUGAGGACAGGGAUGACCGUUUGUACCACAGACAUGUCUCUUUUGAUGCUAGAACCAAGGUUUUGAAUAAAUGGUCAACCACUGAUGGAAUAAUUAGGAGAACUGUUACUAAAAUAAUUGAAAAUUUCAACAGAAAUUUGGAUAUUAUUGCUGAUAAGGACAUUGCAAGAAGAGAAUUUGAUAUAGUAAAUGAUGAAAUCAACCUCAACUACCAUUAUGCUGAGGGCAAGAUCACAGCGGGCACCAGACACUUUAUCAAACCACCCGUUGUUGAGCAAGGAGACAAGCUUAAAUUUAACAGCAAACUCACCUCAGGAUAUGUGGUGGACACAGCAGCCCCUCCUCACAAGAAGAUGGAAUUGUUCUGGCUGUUGGAGGCCUGUUUGCUGGCAGAACAAGAAGCCUUGAAACAUGUUAGAGACAUGGAAGACGAGAUAUUGCUUAUAAUACGGAAUAUACUAACAGAAACUACGGAACCAAAGUUAAAAAUAUCUAUUUUUGAUGAAGAAAGGAACAGUGCAGCAAAAGAAGGGAUGAAAAGACGGGAGCAGCUUCUAAAGGAGCAGACAGUACGAGAGGUGGAGGCAGAGACAGACUACUUGGCUGUCUACCUAGUGCAGUUUGGUGACAACAGCUGGUAG
Macrosteles quadrilineatus (aster leafhopper) is the source of this 2456-nucleotide messenger RNA. It is a transcript of the gene lobo, whose product is annotated as dynein regulatory complex subunit 7. The transcript is spliced from 13 exons. NCBI's taxonomy places the organism in Eukaryota, Metazoa, Arthropoda, Insecta, Hemiptera, Cicadellidae. The record is from RefSeq and is a predicted model, not a curated record. Gene Ontology annotation, cellular component: motile cilium. Gene Ontology annotation, biological process: flagellated sperm motility. The coding region runs from base 69 to 2456 and encodes 795 amino acids.